UAUUGUCAUCACAAACUUUUCAUUAUUAAAUUUUGUAUUAUUUAUCACAUAUCUUUCGUGAACGAUUUUAUAUUUAACGGGAAUACAUUUUAUUUUCGUAGUCUUUCCGACCUCUUACUUUUCUCAUCCCUAGUUGCAUCGCGUAAACGCUAUAACCUAAGAGGAAUUCAGUUAAGGGCGAAUACUAAUCUGUCGCAUUUCAAAACUACACCACCACACAAAAACAUCCUCCUAUUCGAUCAUUCCCUUCUUCAUUGUUAGAUUCUGUUACUCGACCGGUCAGGACGUAUCAACUUAUUUUUUUGUCGUUCCCUGAUCUCCCCUUAUCUAGAUAUGUAUAUAUUCUACUAUACUAAAAUCAGUCGAAGCUUUAUAAAGGUGGUAGUUCUAAAACAUUGACAGUGCGCGACAGUUCGCCGGCGGUAGUUCGUAUUCCGCUUCGUUUUAGUUUAUUCUUCGUAGUUUUUAAUGAAUAGUAUAGUAAAUCACGCGUUAUAAUAAUAAGAAGAAAAGGAAAAAGAAAAAAAGAGCAUCAUAAGUUCAGAUCGUACGAUUUAAAAUAUAGAAAAAAAGAAGAAAAAGAGAAAAGAAAAGAAGGAACGGAAAAUCGUGAAGCACCGCCCUUCGUUGUAAAAGUAAUGGCCCCAUCAAGCUUCGAGUUGAUCCUCGUUGGAUUCAUCCUGUUGUUGCCCUUUCUCUAUGAAACCAGCCGGACUUUUCGUUAUUACUUCAAGUUUAUCGUGUAUUAUGGCAUUGUAACUUUCACCGCUACGAUAUUGAUACCGAUUUUUCUUCUACGACCAAGGAGUCUAAAGAAUCUUGUAUUAUCGUCAUAUCUGUGUAAUCAUAUUAGUUUUUUAUUGGGAUUGCGUUGGGAACUUAGAGGAAGAGAACAUUUGAAUCAAGAUGUAGCAUGUAUUAUAGUGGCUAAUCAUCAAAGUUCCUUAGAUCUUUUGGGCAUGUUUUAUUUAUGGCCGAUAAUGGAUAGAUGUACAGCAGUUGCUAAAAAAGAAGUCUUUUAUGCCUGGCCUUUUGGUCUUGCUGCUUGGCUAUCUGGAUUAAUAUUUAUAGAUAGAUUGAAUUCAGAAAAAGCUCGUUCUGUUAUUAAUACAGCCUCUAAGCAAUCAAAAGACAAAAAGUUCAAACUGUGGAUAUUUCCAGAAGGUACACGUCACAAUACUGGAGAAAUUCAUCCGUUUAAAAAAGGUGCCUUUUAUGCUGCAAUCAAUGCUGAGUUACCUAUACUACCAGUAGUAUUUUCAUCUUAUUAUUUUUUGUCUAACGAGGAGAAGAGAUUUGAUUCAGGUCAAGUAGUCAUAACAACAUUACCACUUAUAUCCACGAAGGGAUUAACUAAAGAUGAUGUAGAAUCAUUGAUGGAGAAAACAAGAAAUGUAAUGAGCAAAGCCUUUCAUGCAACUAGUACAGAGAUACAACGUGCACUUCCUUCUGCUAGAUCAUACAUAGAAUGAUCAUUUCUUGAAGACCCAAUUGACAAUUCUAUUUUGAUCGAAUUUCCGAAUGAAAACCAAAGACAUCUAUAUUCUUUUUGUCUGCAUCAAAUAUUAAUCGAAUAUAUUUAUUUUCAUUGUUACAUUUACAAACAAGCAUUGAUCAUAAGCAAACAAGCAUUUUAUCUUAAAUCCUGAUAAAGGUAUUGUGCGUUAAUUUAUUUUUUAUUACUUUAUAUGGUUUAUGUUAUAUGCACAUAUAUACAUAUAGCAUAUACUAAUAAUUCUUUCUAUUUUUUCUCAUUUGCAAGUUUAGCAAAAAAUUAAAUAUAUAUCAAAAGUUAAUAAUAAUUAAUUGAAAUAAAACUGUAAAUUUUACAAAGUAGUAAAGUAAAGCAAACAUUCAUUUAAAUUUUAUAUAAUUUAGUGGUACAUUUUAUAAUAGUAAUAGAAAUAUUAAUAAUUAUCAAUGGCUUAAUAGAUUACUUUACACUUUUAUUAUUAAAAAUAAAUUGUAAAUAUAUACAAGGUGUUUACCAAGAUCGUGGUAUAAUCUGAAGGAGAGACUUCUCUUUUAAGAAAAGUUAAAAAUGUAUGUAAAAAAAAUUUGUUGAACUGCAGCUUUAUUUUAAAAAAGAAUUGACUUUAAAUAUUGGCCUGAUAUAUAUAUAUAUAUAUAACGUAUAUAUAUUUAUAAUUCGCCUAAACUUUGUACUUUUAUGUUAAUAUACAAUUUACGAGUUAUAUAUAGAAAGGAUUAAAGUAAGAGAUAAAUUUAAUAACAUCUUAUCUAAAUGAAGAUAUUCAGAUCUAAUUUCCAUAAAUGAAGUCUAGAUGAAAAAGUUCUGUUUUAUAUUUUCAAGUUACUUUUUUAAUUGGAAUCAUUCCAUUCUCAGUUGUACCACAAUUUUCAGAACAUCCUAUGUAACUUGAAAAGCAUUUUUUAAUUUUGUACUAUUGAUUAAUGGUACAUAAUCAUGUUAAAGCAAUUGUAUUAUUCUCAUUAUGCACUGGAUAAUAUUUUUAUAUAAUUAUUUUACAUUCUUCCAUUUUUUAUCUAUCUAAGUUCCAUAAAUGUCAACUACAUUUCCUGAAUAAGUAUUAUUGUUAUAAGUUAAGGGUAUACUCAUUAUUAAUUAUUUAUAAAAAAAAAAAAAAAAAAAAAAAAAAAAAAAAAAUUGAAAUGGCGCAUUUCACAUUCUAUGUUUUUUUACAUGUGAAAUUUUGUGAAUGUUUUUCACCAUUCAUGAAUUAUUUUUAAAUUAUAAAAUCACAAUCAGUUUAUUGUUUUUGUCUCAUAAAAAAGGGCAUAGUAUUAUAUCAAUAUAACGAAAAAAUUUCAUUUGGAUAGCAUAAGAUACUAGUCAAUAUAUAGUCAUCACGUGCACAGCAAUUUUUUAAUAUGUCAAUACUACAAUUCAAAUCUGUCCAAUGUGUUAUUUAUAUAAUUUUUUAAGACUGUAUUCAGUUUCUGUUGCUUCCAAUUUGUACCACAAAUGAAAACAUCGAUAAAAAAAUCAUGAUAUAUGUACUAGUAUAUAUAAUACAUUAGUUUUUAAAGAAAUGUAAUUGAAAAAAAUUUUUGAUAUUGAAAUGUAUACAGACAUCACUAUGUUUAGUUAUUUCAAUCUGUACUUGUAUGCAUAAUUGGAAAUAAUGAUUUCUUUUAUGAUUAUUAUCACACACGGUCACAUGUACAGGUGACAUUGAUUUAUUGGGGCCAUAAAUAUUGUGAUUGUCUAUGCCAUUUAUUUAGUUACUAAGUAAAAUAUAAUAUCACAUAUCUGUUGAUAAAAUGUCUAAUAACAUGUCACAGUAUCUAGUCUAACACUUGACUAUUUUAUUAUAUCUUUAUAGGUCAACACAGUUCCAAAAUAGAUAAUUGUAAGAUUUUUUUAUUUGAUUCAAGGUGAUAUUAAAAUACAAUGUGUAUGUAAUAGAAAGAGAAAAACUUUUUUCAAGUUGUUUAAAUCCAUUGGACAGAGUUAUUGUUUCAACAUAUUUUGUGAAUAUUUUACUCUUUAACAGAGGCAAGGUGUACAUAUUAUCUAUGAAUUUAAAGCUAUAAGUUUUCCACUUAUAUAAACACAUGUAGGAUAUCUAUACCUAAUGGCCAUAUUAAACUUAUAGUUAAAUUUGUAGUUAAUACUUGCAAGAAUAGAUAUUAAAUGUACUGAGAGAGAAAAAGCUAUUGAGUAAUUGGUUGUCAAUAAAUAUUAUGUAUUUUAUAUUGUUGAAUUGAUGAACACUUUGAAAAAAAUAAGUUUCUAAUUCGAAUGAUAAUUAAUUAUCAAUUUAUUAUUAAUGCUAAUUCGCAUUAAUAUUUUAAAGAUUAUUUAAAAGAAAUGAUUGUUUAACUAUUAAAAAUGUCAAUAUAUUGUACCAAACAAAGCUCAUAAAUUUUUAUUUUAUAUACAUAUUUCUACUUCCAUAGAUACACUGGAUAUUAAAAUAUGUACUACUGAUAUACUGUUUACAAAAUUGUUAGAGGAACAAACAAUGUUAAGUGCUUUUAUAUUUGGGAUGCGCAUAAAAAAAGGAAAAAAAAAAAAAGUAGAUGAUCAUUUUAUAACUAAGCGAAUUAUUUGAAAAUCUCUUUUGUAUUUUAUACACUAAGAUUAAUAAUACAGUAAGGUUAAAACUGUAAAUUAUAACAAUGGCUUGUCAUGAUUGAAAAAGAAAAAUAAAUUGAAAUGUAUAGCAAACA
Molecule: messenger RNA, 4158 nt
Organism: Vespula pensylvanica (western yellowjacket)
Lineage: Eukaryota; Metazoa; Arthropoda; Insecta; Hymenoptera; Vespidae
Gene: Agpat1
Product: 1-acyl-sn-glycerol-3-phosphate acyltransferase alpha
Exons: 4
Coding region: 639-1472 (277 amino acids)
Biological process (GO): phosphatidic acid biosynthetic process
Cellular component (GO): membrane; endoplasmic reticulum
Molecular function (GO): 1-acylglycerol-3-phosphate O-acyltransferase activity
Source: RefSeq, a predicted model, not a curated record